AUGUCGGAGAAAGGGCCAGGAGCCUUUUCCACGCUUGAUGUGGUCUUCCCAUGGAUCAGCUCGCAGCCAUUACAGAAGCUCCCACACAACAUGUACCACGUCCGCAGUAUCGACUUCACGUGCAAGCAGAUUCUACAGAUCUCGCGCUCACCAGCACCUCCGCGAGAAGUCGUUGCCAUUGAAAGCAAAUUUCUGAGCAUGCUAGUUUUCUCCAGCUCGGCCAUGGAGCACUACAAUAGCAGUGUGCUUGCGGCGCAGCAUGCCCACCUCGACUGUUGGUUUGUAAAGAUGAAGAACGAGAGCAGUUUCACCGGCUUGCUCCCUCAUGUAUGGGGCAUCAACCCUGAAAAUGACGCUGUCCCAGUCUGUUGGGGUGACAGUGUUCAGCAGCUUAGAACAGCCCAGGUUUUUUUUUUGCGGACAUGA
Molecule: messenger RNA, 426 nt
Organism: Symbiodinium sp. CCMP2592
Lineage: Eukaryota; Dinophyceae; Suessiales; Symbiodiniaceae
Source: the annotation of a GenBank genome assembly